AUGUUGUCGAAAAUGCUCUCGGAAUGUGGUCGCAAGUUCGUCAGUAUAUGGUUUCUCGGUAUUCGUCAGAAGUUCGUCGUGAUCGGCCGUCCGGUUCCAGCUCUAGCCAUGGACGACUGUCUCAUCCCAGGUCAAACCUACUUCGUCUUACCAAUCGAACGUUUCGCUUACAUAGUCUUAACCACUUCGUGUCUCUCGAUCUUCAACUCUAAUAUUCAAAAUGGUCCCUCGACUAAACCACCACCGUUGAGUUUCACCGCCCCGUCGAGUCCUCCACCGUUCGAGUAUUCUAAGGGACCAAACGGGAAGAUUCUAAUAAAAGUUUCUCCUCAUUUUAUCAUGAGUCUUAUAUGUAAACGGAGGAACAUCGCUGAAGAUGAGGUAAUAAUAGACUGUGGUGAAAGCAAGGACAUUUGUAAUUCUCCCGAGUUAAAGAAGCAUUAUGAUCAGCUUGUCGGAACGAGAGAACACCUAUGGUCACCUAAGUUGCAGACGAUCUCUGAGCAUGAGACUAGGGUUUCUCCGCUAAGGUUCUUGGGGAUUGUUCGGAGGCAACAAGAGAAGUGA
This is a messenger RNA of Raphanus sativus (radish), 567 nucleotides long. RefSeq lists its product as uncharacterized. The record is from RefSeq and is a predicted model, not a curated record. The transcript is spliced from 2 exons. Lineage: Eukaryota; Viridiplantae; Streptophyta; Magnoliopsida; Brassicales; Brassicaceae. The coding region runs from base 1 to 567 and encodes 188 amino acids.